UCCAAAGUUCCACCAGACCCUUUUCGGAAACAUUAACGUUUUCAGUCUCUGUACUCUUCAGGAAUUUUCCUCGGCACUUUGCAAACAUGAAAGAUCCGAAAGUCAAAGAAAAUGCAGAGAAAAGUGAAAGUAAAGAGGGCUUUUAUGUGCCGAAACGUUACAUUAUGACGCUGCUAUCAUUCUUGGGCAUGUUCAAUAUCUACGCUUUAAGAGUCAACCUGAGCGUAGCCAUGGUGGCAAUGGUUAACAACACGAAAAGUAGCGACGCGUGGGACAACUACAGCUAUUUUAUGGAGUGCCCUGAACUAAUAUCCGGUAUGGAUGAAUCAGAAACAGAGAGUUUUAAAGGCGAACAAUACAAUUGGGACGCUCAGGCGCAAGGAAUCAUCCUUGGAUCCUUCUUUUACGGUUACAUCAUCACGCAAUUGCCUGGCGGGUUUUUGUCCGAAAAGUAUAGCGCCAAGUGGUUAUUUGGCUGCGGAACCUUGGUCACGGCUAUAUUCUCUCUUCUCACCCCUGCAGCUGCGCACUGGGGGACAGCCCCUUUUAUUGCUGUUCGUGUUCUGGAAGGUCUCGGUGAGGGGGUGACUUUUCCGGCCAUAAACGUGCUCAUCAGUCACUGGUCUCCAAAACUGGAAAGGAGUAGAGUCUCGACGAUCAUCUUCACCGGCUCCCAAAUCGGGAACGUGAUAGCAAUGCCUAUAUCCGGGUGGCUGAGCAGCAGCGAUGUCCUCGGGGGCUGGCCUUCUGUCUUUUACGUUUUCGGCACAAUUGGCUGCAUCUGGUUUGUUUUCUGGGCGUUUCUGAUCCAUGAAACCCCAUUCCGACAUCCCAAGAUUUCAAAGAGCGAGCUGAAAUACUUCGAGGAAAGUAAAGGGAAUAAUCAAAACAAGAAACCUAAAACACCUUGGAGGUCUAUCUUCACUUCCCUCCCCAUGUGGGCUGUCGUUGUUGCUCACUUUGGACACAACUUUGGUUUUCUGAUCUUACUAACGGAGUUACCAAGUUAUCUUAGCAGUAUUCUUCACUUCGAUAUUAAGUCGGACGGCACGCUUUCUGCUUUACCCUACAUUGUGCAAGCAUUGAGUGCCUGGUUGGCAUCUUACAUUGCUGACAAACUUAGAACAUCUGGAAGACUUAGCAUAACAACUAUACGGAAAUUAAGCAAUUCAGUGGGCUUAUUUGGACCAGCUGCCUGUCUUCUGGGAGUGACUGUGAUUGGCUGUCGCCCAAACGUAACAAUUACCCUCUUUUCAGUUGCAUUAGCUUUGAACGGAUUUAUCUACUCAGGAUUCAACAUCACCCAUGUUGAUAUGAGUCCAGUGUUUGCAGGCACAUUGUUUGGAAUCACAAACGCUAUCUCAAAUUUGUGUGGAAUUAUUGGACCAGCAAUUGUUGGGGCUUUUACAAAAAGUGGGGCUACAAUAACUAACUGGAACAGUGUGUUUUAUAUCACAGCUGGUGUGUAUGUAGUGACCGCAACAUUUUAUGCCGCAUUUGCUUCAGCAGAACUGCAGUCCUGGGCAUUCGGGUCAGAAGGCAGCGAAACCAAAGAUGCUAAACUAAAGGACAUUAUCAUCCAACCCCAGUAUGGCGAAUAUAAAGCGCCAAAUAGCACUGAAGAAUUUUCUCCUGUAAGGAAAAAGAGCCUGCCUCCAGUAAAGGUAGCAGGUUAACAAGAUGAUAAUUCGUUAACGGGAAAUCAUCUUUGAAAAGCGCGAUAUGCUGACACUGAAACAGCAAUUAAGUUCAGUUUGAAGAUUUCUGCUACUUGAUGGAAUAGUUGAAACUUCUUCAACUAAUGAGUGUAGCUGAGGAAACGUGCUGGUUUUUAAAAUUGAAAAAUGUCAUCUGGUACUAUCAAUAUAGAACUUGCAAUAUGUAAUUCCAAUUCAAGAUUUUUUAACAAAUUUCUUUCAUGAAACAUUCAAAGUUGAUUAUUGAUUUAUAUUAAGCAAAAAUAUCUGCUGAAAAGACUCAGAGGUCAUAGUAUUUUCAUUAACUUGAGAGAAAAACUUAAAAUUUAUCGUAGACACAUAUACAUUUUAUACGAUUUGAAGUUCGUUUUAACAGAUUUGGUAAGUUUGCUGUCAAUGUUAACACUUUGAGACUUCAGUGACUUCUACAAUUGGCUGAAUAUAACUAGGCUGUUAAUAAUAAAGGCUGUACGGACUCAAACGAAGCCACUAUGUCUCAAAGAGUUACCCUCUCGGGACCGAAUAAUCAAAAAAUAACAUACAUGUAUAUAAAUAUAUAUUUUGCAUUUUAUGGGUAUAAAAUGUCACUUAAAAUUAUGUGUAAAAUAAACUUUACUUCACACGAGGCUCAGCGUUUUAGGAAAUCUAUUUUGUUUGUUGCUAAUUUCAAAUCAUAUUUAUAUCAUCUGUAUAUAUAAAGUAGCUUGUCCGGAAUGACAAUCAACGCACAGCCAAACCUAUGGAAGCUAGAAAACUGAAAUUUGGAACAUAGGUCAAUUUUAUAACGUAAGCGCGUGCUAAGAAAGGAUUUUUCGAAAUUUCGAUUUUAAGGGGGUGAAACGGGAUUGGGAAUGUUCUGCACUCAUAUGCAAAAUUCUCAAGAACGGGCUCGAGUUCAGGGUCGAACCAGGUAUUUAAAAAUUCGAAAUUUUACGAGGGUUACGAAUAAUUCAUCCUCAUCAACGUAGGAUGCUAAUUAACGGAUAUAUCAAUUAAAAACUCAAUUUUAUAUUCACUUGAACAUACGUCUAUGCCAAAAAAUGGUCCGAUUUUUUCGGUUUUUGUACCGUUGGAAAGCCCGUAAAAAAUAAUCAUUUCGAAAAUUUCCGCAAGGAUGAAAAUAUCCGCGGACAUCGAAAAAUGACUAGAAAAAAAGUUAUAAGCGCUUGAAGUAAAAAUUAAUUUAUUUCACAAAGAAAUUUCUUCCUCCAUUUUUUGCGCGAGAUUAAUUUUAGUUUGUAGAAAAGCUGAUCAAUAUUAUUUGUUGCCAUUUCUUGCUUGAGUAUAGCAAAGUAAAAUUUCUUGCAAUUGGUUUUUAACGCAUUGGGGCUUUACCUGUAGCAGAGCAUUUAAAAUAUAUUCCCUUUUAAUUAGGUUUUUGCAAGGCGAUGUUUUCAUGUACGAUUUUAAUGGAUGCGUAGUCUUUAAAAAAAUCUGACUCUUACUGGUUUUGUUUACGUUAUUUUAAAGGGUGAAUGAUAUAUUCUGCUUUAAUGGCGAUACUGAGGAAUAUUUCUCUUAUUUGAAAGGUGUUUUUUUAUGCUCUUAGAUACAUUGUGAUGAAAAUUUUCGAAAUUAUACCAGAUGAGGAUUUUAAAGAGCUCUCUUUGAAAACUGUUACCUUUAUUAUAUGGGAGACACGUUUUUUUUUCCGUUAUAGGUACUUUACGGCACAUUAUCAAUCUUGGCGAUUGUUUUUGUUUAGCUUGCGGCAACAAAUAUUGACAGCUCAACUUUUUGCUACUGAAGUGAAGUGAAGCGCUACUGAAGUGAAGUGAAGUGAAGCGCUACAUGUUGUCAUUGCGGUACGAAUUACGUGUAGAUAAUCCUGAGAAUUUUUACCAUUUUCUUUUACCUUCUUGUACUGCCCAAAAAAAAGUUUGAAUAAAUGUG
Messenger RNA from Uloborus diversus, 3590 nucleotides. RefSeq names its product sialin-like. Lineage: Eukaryota; Metazoa; Arthropoda; Arachnida; Araneae; Uloboridae. The transcript is spliced from 10 exons. The coding region runs from base 87 to 1676 and encodes 529 amino acids. Gene Ontology annotation, molecular function: transmembrane transporter activity. The record is from RefSeq and is a predicted model, not a curated record. Gene Ontology annotation, biological process: transmembrane transport; monoatomic anion transport.